AAUUCGAAAUAAUUAUUUAGGGUAAGUGGGGAUAACCUUUAGUGGACUUAGAGGUUUGGUUGUCAUUUGUCAUUUUGUUUGCAAGCGAAACUAAGGAACACAGUGACAGUGUAGAAUCCGGCGAAUUCUUCGAAAAUCUCUAAUUAAACAAAUAAAUCAAGAUGUUCCUGACCAGAAGCGAAUACGACCGUGGUGUAAACACCUUCUCGCCGGAGGGUCGUCUCUUCCAGGUGGAAUAUGCCAUUGAAGCAAUUAAACUUGGCUCAACUGCUAUUGGAAUCAGCACUAAUGAGGGAGUUGUUUUGGCUGUGGAGAAGAGAAUUACUUCACCACUCAUGGAGCCUACCACCAUAGAGAAGAUUGUUGAGGUUGAUAAACACAUUGGGUGUGCUGUUUCUGGGCUUAUGGCUGAUUCUAGGACUAUGAUUGAUAGGGCAAGAGUAGAAUGCCAAAAUCAUUGGUUUGUCUACAAUGAGAACAUGACAGUGGAAUCCUGCGCCCAGGCGGUGUCGAAUCUUGCAAUUCAAUUCGGCGAUUCCGACGACGAUGGUUCUGCGAUGUCUCGUCCCUUCGGUGUUGCUAUUCUUUUCGCUGGUAUCGAUGAAAAAGGCCCCCAACUCUAUCACAUGGACCCAUCUGGUACUUUCGUGCAAUUCGACGCGAAGGCGAUCGGUUCCGGCUCUGAAGGCGCUCAACAAAGUCUGCAAGAAGUUUAUCACCGCAGCAUGACUCUCAAUGAAGCCACCACUUCGGCGCUGACUAUUCUAAAGCAAGUCAUGGAAGAGAAGUUAAACUCUUCCAAUGUGGAAGUCAUGACAAUGACACCAAAGGAUUUGUUUCAUAUGUUCACUAAGGAGCAAGUUGAAGAGGCCCUCACGCAAGUCGCUUCAGUGGAACAAUCACGAGGCGACUUGACGAGCACAUCUACCACUAAAACAACUGCCUGAAUUAAAAUACUUGUUGAUGCAAGUUACGCAUACUUAAGUAAGGUCAUAUUGUUUGGUUUAUAUAAUAUGCAUUGUAUUUUUUAAUAAUAAUAAUAAUUACUUGGUCCACCA
Dalotia coriaria is the source of this 1058-nucleotide messenger RNA. RefSeq names its product proteasome subunit alpha type-5-like. The record is from RefSeq and is a predicted model, not a curated record. The coding region runs from base 162 to 947 and encodes 261 amino acids. Gene Ontology annotation, cellular component: proteasome core complex, alpha-subunit complex; nucleus; proteasome core complex. The transcript has 3 exons. Gene Ontology annotation, biological process: proteasome-mediated ubiquitin-dependent protein catabolic process. Lineage: Eukaryota; Metazoa; Arthropoda; Insecta; Coleoptera; Staphylinidae.